CGGGUGCCUCGGGACUGUCCAAUUUUAAACGGGUGCCUCGGGACUGUCCAUCAUUUUAACGGGUGCCUCGGGACUGUCCAUCAUUUUAACGGGUGCCUCGGGACUGUCCAUCAUUUUAACGGGUGCCUCGGGACUGUCCAUCAUUUUAACGGGUGCCUCGGGACUGUCCAUCAUUUUAACGGGUGCCUCGGGACUGUCCAUCAUUUUAAAGGGUGCCUCGGGACUGUCCAUCAUUUUAAAGGGUGCCUCGGGACUGUCCAUCAUUUUAACGGGUGCCUCGGGACUGUCCAUCAUUUUAACGGGUGCCUCGGGACUGUCCAUCAUUUUAACGGGUGCCUCGGGACUGUCCAUCAUUUUAAAACGGGUGCCUCGGGACUGUCCAUCAUUUUAAAGGGUGCCUCGGGA
Staurois parvus is the source of this 405-nucleotide messenger RNA. Lineage: Eukaryota; Metazoa; Chordata; Amphibia; Anura; Ranidae. The record is from the annotation of a GenBank genome assembly.